This is a messenger RNA of Pomacea canaliculata, 791 nucleotides long. RefSeq lists its product as uncharacterized. The coding region runs from base 220 to 783 and encodes 187 amino acids. The transcript is spliced from 8 exons. The record is from RefSeq and is a predicted model, not a curated record. Lineage: Eukaryota; Metazoa; Mollusca; Gastropoda; Architaenioglossa; Ampullariidae.
CAGAAUGAAGAAUCAGUAUCUGAGACGACAGCCCAGAGUGACGAAUCAGUCGGUUUACUAACAACAAUUGUCCUCUCGUGUGGUUGUGUCUUGCUUGCCGCAGUUAUUGCCAUCGUCGUCGUUCGUAUUAAAAUAACGACCAAAGAACCCCAGAAAGAAGUAACAACUGGGCCUACAGAUGAAAGAAGACAGUCAAACGACACCACAGAAGGAGCAACGAUGAUCGUGAACGACAUGUAUGGGACCACUGGAGGAGCUAAUAUCAGACACGAUGUCAGCCACAACUUCUGUCCUCCCAACAGAGACUUUUCUCUUCACCUGACAGCAUCCAGGGCUCCAGCCCGCCCUCCACGCGCUCAACACGUGCGGUCACGUGACGACACGAGCUCCGCUCAGUCAGACUCUCCUUAUGAUCAUGAAACGUAUGGCCAGACUUACUUGACAUCCGCUGAUGUUUGCAAGAACAAGAAAAAACAGAAGAAAGGAGGUGCUGAGGGAGUAAAAGGAGACAUUUAUGCUUCUGUAAGUGCUGUUCGCAAGGAGGAGAAGAAUCGAGCAAUCAAAGACAGCACUACUCCUGUUUAUGAAACUGAUAACACAACCGAAACCGCAGAGUCUAUGGAGAAGGCUUCCCGUCAAAGAGAUGCUAAUGGACUAAUAUAUGGAGACUUAGUUUUCACAGCCGUGAGUUCAGCCAAGCCCGUCGUCCAGCAGGAGACGAAGACAGAGUAUGCCACCAUCGCAAUGACUGCUAUCGUCCCUCCGCGAAAUCACAAAAAAUAAAUCAACAG